CCUGCGCUCCUCCUUGUUGAAGCUAGAUGGUAGCCUUAGCUAGCUGAGCCUUUAUUGUAAGAUAGCAGAGAAGAUGGAGAGCAGCGAGGGAAUGGAGGUGGAAGGCUGGGACCCCAAUCUGGAGGAAGAGCUGGGCAUUUCUCUGGAUGAGCUGAAGAAGUGGAUUGAUGAAGCUGUGGAGAACAGUGAGAUUGUGCAGAAGAAAAAUGCUCAACUGACAGAGUUCAAGGAAUGGGUGGAGCAGAAAGAGGAAGAGGAGGCAAAGACAAACGCGCUUCUCAUCGAUGCCAACAAAUCCAUAUUGGAGUGUGAGAAGCUUGUGAAGGAAACCUACCAAAAGAGCGGUCUUGUUUACCGAGAGAGCAGCUCUGAGGAUGAGGGCGGCGGGGGGGGCCUGUUGCCCUCUGAAGUCAUUGAGAUAGACGAUGACGAAGACGAUGACGUCAUUGAUGUUGGCUGUUUGGUUCCUCCAAAGAAACCCGGCACUCCUUGCACAGAUCCACUGUUAAAGGAUGCUGAUGGGAAGGGUGAUGGGAUAGGGUAUGUCUUUAUAUAUAGCUGCGUGUCAUCAGCGUAG
Molecule: messenger RNA, 577 nt
Organism: Notothenia coriiceps (black rockcod)
Lineage: Eukaryota; Metazoa; Chordata; Actinopteri; Perciformes; Nototheniidae
Product: histone-lysine N-methyltransferase SETDB1-B-like
Exons: 5
Coding region: 74-577 (167 amino acids)
Source: RefSeq, a predicted model, not a curated record